AUGCUUCUGCAGCACGGUUCCAAUAGUUGUGGCUUCGCCUUCUUCAGCCUGUUCUUGGGUCUGCUUCUCCCGAGUAUCACAGGAAGAGAACUGAAGUAUGUUGUAUUGGUUUACCGACAUGGCGACAGAAGCCCCCUUUCAUCAUUUCCCACUAAUGUUGUCAAAGAAGAUGCUUGGCCACAAGGAUUCGAACAACUCACGAAGCUUGGAAUGCAGCAGCAAUACGAAUUGGGCCAAUUCAUAAAGAAGAGAUAUAAGGGCUUCUUAAGUGAUAACUACAAGCGAAAUGAAAUUUAUGUCCGAAGUACAGAUACUGAUCGAACCAUUAUGAGCGCUCAAGCCAAUCUGGCCGGUCUUUUUCCUCCCCAAGGUUCCCAAAUCUGGAACAAAGAGAUCCUUUGGCAACCAAUUCCAGUUCAUACUGUGCCUCGUUCAGAUGAAAAGUUGCUGUAUUAUCCUGUUCGCGCUAAAUGUCAAAAAUAUAGCCAACUUUUAAAGGAAACUUUUGAAUCCCAAACAGUCGGAGGAGGAGUGAAAAAGCACAUGGAAUUUCUAGGUAAAAUGGCAGCUCACAUGGGAUACGACUUGAAGACGGCCCUGGAUUAUAAAGAGCUCAAACUCUGGAAGGCAUACGACGCUUUAGUUGUUCAGAAAAUUCAUGACAAGCCUCGACCAGACUGGGCUGACGACAAUGCCAUGGACAGAUUGGGAAAGCUUUUGGCCUUUUCUUUAAAUGCAAUGUUUGGGGUACACAAAAGAGUAGAAAAAUCACGACUACAAGGAGGUCUCCUUGUGAAAGAUAUUUUGAAUAAGAUGACAGAAGCUACUCAGGCCACUGAUGGAAGAAAAAUGUUAAUGUAUUCAGCUCAUGAUGUCACACUAGCAGCUCUCCAGGUAGCAUUGGAUGUUUUCAAAGAUCACCUACCUCCCUUCGCCGCUUGCCAUUUUUUUGAGCUACAUAAAGAAGACAGUGGUCAGUUCACCAUUGAGAUGUAUUAUCGGACCAGUACUGAUUCUCCACCUAAACAGCUCAUUCUGCCGGGCUGCGAAGCAGCUUGUCCCUUGCAGAAGUUUAAAGAACUGGUUUCUCCUGUCAUACCAGGGGACUGGCAAGCAGAAUGUAACAGUUAA
Zootoca vivipara (common lizard) is the source of this 1131-nucleotide messenger RNA. The record is from RefSeq and is a predicted model, not a curated record. NCBI's taxonomy places the organism in Eukaryota, Metazoa, Chordata, Lepidosauria, Squamata, Lacertidae.